UGCCUUUAAUUGCAGGGUGCUGGGUUUUAAGUAUCAGUAAUCCCGGGUAAAGAUUUGCUUGGACAGUGCGAGCAGUCACUCCGCGCAGUGGGACGGCGAAGAAUCUGAGAGACCGGUUGUGACUCGCGGUGAAAAGCUAUGGCUCGGGUGCUAAUCGUGGGUGCGGGUCUCACUGGCAGUCUGUCUGCUUCCCUCUUACGCAGGGAGUUGUCGAACAAGUUGCAAAUCGUCGUCUGGGACAAGGCGAGAGGCGCAGGAGGAAGAAUGAGCACCAGCAGAAGUCCCCAUGACCCAAACUGCAUGGCUGACCUGGGAGCACAGUACAUUACUGUAACUCCAUAUUACGCAGAAAAGCAUCAGAGCUUCCAUGAAGAAAUGCUAUCACAUGGCAUUUUAAAACCAUUGCUCAGUUCAGUGGAGGGGAUGGUACAAAAAGAAAAAGGAAUCUGUAACUAUGUAGCAUCACAAGGGACUUCUUCCAUUGUCAAACAUUAUCUCGCAGACUCAGAUGUAUUUUAUAAUCGCCAUGUUACCCACAUCAACCUGAAAGAAGGAAAGUUGGAAGUCUGCAGCAUAUCGACCCCUUCAGAAAUGUUUGAUGCAGUUGUUCUAACAAUGCCUGUUCCACAAAUUCUUCAGCUGCAAGGACACAUUGAGACUUUAAUAAGUGAAUCACAAAGGCAGCAACUGGAAGCAGCAAGUUAUUCCUCUCGUUUUGCAUUGGCCCUUUUCUACGAGGCAGGCACACAGAUUGGUGUCCCCUGGGCCAUGAAGUACAUUGCCGAUAACCCUUGCAUACGCUUCAUCUCCAUCGAUAAUAAGAAACGCAGUUUAGAAUCCCCUGAAGUCGGACCUUCCAUAGUUGUCCACACCACAGUUCAGUUUGGAGUUGAAAAUAUGCAUAAAGAUAAAGAAGAAGUGGAACUUCUGAUCCUUGACCAGCUACAACAAGUUCUGCCAGGAUUACCUAAGUCUAUAAGUACCAAAUGUCACAAGUGGAGAUACUCGCAGGUCAUCAAAUCGGUCCUGAACUGCCCAGGACAAAUGAUGCUUAAUGGUCAGCCACUUCUUGUGUGUGGCGGUGAUGGUUUUACACACUCAAACUUCGAUGGCUGCACAGAAUCUGCCUUAACAAUCUUGGAUGUGUUCAAAUGUCAUUUUUAAAUGUCUGCAUCUCGUAAUUCUGAAUACGUUGCUUUGUCUCUGAUCUCAUUCAUUAUUGCAAACCCCAUUAAUGGAGGGCUGUUCAGUGUGUGGAUGAAAUCAAUAGCCCUUCACCACCCCCCCCCUGAGAAUUUGGCACAUAGAUCAUAUUUGCAUCUGAACUAGAAAAUAAUGGAAACAUAUGUUAUGCAUUUGACAUUAGGAUCCAGGGAGACAGCUCUAAGUACACUGAGAAACUGCCUACCAGCAGUAGUAAUCCAAGGAAGAAAGUAAUGUUUCUGUGUGUAGUGACUAAGGCUAUUAUUCAGAGCUUUAGAAAAUGCAACUGUCAGCCAAAUUUCACACUAUAUGUUCCAUGUAAUGUAACAUUAAACCAUUUUAUGUUCUAAACUGCAAAUCCAGACACACAGCAGUUUUCUUACAUAAGGAACAUUUUUUUAGAAAUUUCUUUAAACUUGGCUUAUUUUCUCUGUGAGUAAAUAUCCUCCACAUGAUGGACUAAACAUGGAAUAAUAUCACUCUUGGGUGGCUGGCAACAUGGGUUCCUUUCCUUUCAUCAGCAUGGCCAUCAUUUACUAAUGUUGGCUGGGAUUCAGACGUCACCUUCUCUCAUCAGGUGAGCUUAAGGUCAUUCCUAGCAGAGUAGAGGCCUGUAGACUCCAUAUUCUCAGGAGAGAGGAAGAACAAGAAAAACAGAGCUGCCCUUCAAAUUCAUGUUGCUUCCACCCAUCCUGUGCUCAGUUGUGACGCAGAUACUGACUGGAUUUUCUUGCUGGCUUUGCGACCCUGACAAAUAGGGAUUGCGAGCCCGCACUUACUGGCAGCACAUCCGUUAGUGCAGUAUUCUCAGAGGCAGCCUCCAGGCUCGCCAUCCUAUUACAGAUGGCAGGUGGGCUCCCAAUACUGCUAGCCCAAACAGAGGGCCAGAAGCUCUGGAGUCUCCACAGCACCACUGGGAGAGCUGAAGCUCUGCUCAGGCAGUUUAGAGACCAUGAGGGCGCCUCAUCAUAGAGACACCUGGGGAGGAGUGCAUUUAAAUAUAAAAUUUGUUUGGCUGAAGCCAUUAGGCCCAUGGAAGCAGAGGGGAAACCUUUCCUGGCCGCAGCCCCCUCUUUUGGGUAUGGAGCCCCUGGUUCAGAUGGCUCACCCGCUCUCCAAGGGGUGAACCUCCAUUGUGAUGGCAGCCUCCACACAUGGCCAUGGUGGCUGCACUGCCAGCAACAAAAUGCAGGCCUCAGCCGCAAAUUGAAUCUAAUUUGGCCUGUAAUGGGCUUCACUGUCUGCCCUCCUGCACAAUGUGGGCAGCUGAUCCCAGUCCUGACCCACCCAUGAAAUAUAUUCCAGGGGUGGGAGUGCAACCAGGCAUCAUCCCAAUGUAACUCCCCCUUAUUUUCCCUGAUCCUUCUCCCUGGCCCCACCAUCUCCAAGAUCUCCAUCACAGGGCCAGGAAAAUUCAGCCCCAGGAGUCUGUAAUGAGCACCGUACUGCCAUCAGAGCAGGAGCAGCAUUAGCUUUGCUAAUCAAAAAACAAAAUAUUGUGGAUGCUGGAGAUCCAAAAUAAAAACAGAACGUGCUGGAAAAACUCAGCAGGCCUGGCAGAAGAUCUGUAGGCAGAGGAACAGCGUUAACAUUUUGUGUCCAAUAUGAAUCUUCUUCGAAGGAGAGUCAUAUUGGACUUGAAACAUUAACUCUGUUUUUCUCUCCAAAGAUGCUGCCAGACCUGCUAAGGUUUUCCAGCGCUCUCUGUUUUUAUUAGCUCUGCUAAUAUUAUGUCUGUGUAUUUUUUAAUUUUAAUACCCCCCUUUCACAAGCACCCAGACCACAUCCCCUGGACAAGCAGCUCAGUGACAAGCGUGGAGUUUUCCACAUACAUAACUAGAGUUGCUUGCCAUGUGGCCAGAGUUGGCGAUGCAGAAACAUAACCCAAGUUAAAAUGUUUUCUCUUGCCACACCCCCAUCCUCCACCACAUCCCUAUCUGUCACUGUCUGGUACCAGUUUUGCUAAUCCCAGCCAAGCUUUGAAGAUUGAGACUACAUUCCAAGCUUACAGCAUUAUAGCAUUCCCACCUGAACACUGUCCAUAGCAAAUGAAGAAUGGGACCUGGAUUCUCACCCAUGUAGCGGGUAUUUAAAUGGUGUUAUUUGCUUUUGAAAAUAAAAUGAAUUUUCUGAUAA
Molecule: messenger RNA, 3339 nt
Organism: Carcharodon carcharias (great white shark)
Lineage: Eukaryota; Metazoa; Chordata; Chondrichthyes; Lamniformes; Lamnidae
Gene: rnls
Product: renalase, FAD-dependent amine oxidase
Exons: 7
Coding region: 139-1164 (341 amino acids)
Cellular component (GO): extracellular region
Molecular function (GO): oxidoreductase activity, acting on NAD(P)H
Source: RefSeq, a predicted model, not a curated record